Arachis ipaensis is the source of this 986-nucleotide messenger RNA. The record is from RefSeq and is a predicted model, not a curated record. NCBI's taxonomy places the organism in Eukaryota, Viridiplantae, Streptophyta, Magnoliopsida, Fabales, Fabaceae.
UGAAAACCUUGUAGAAGAGUAUGGUAAUGAUUUUUGUUGUGUUUUGGUCCCCUCGGUUAGACUUGAUUAAUAAGAAUAGUUGGAUGCGAUUAAAAACUUUUUUGUUUUUUCGGAGUAGAUAUAAUACGGAAAGAAACGACGGUUGAAGGAGGGAGAGGACGAGGGGACCAGAGUGUUUGCGACAUCCGGUUUGCCGAAAUGAAAGUAAGUUGGAAGAAGACAACGAAGAAGAAGCGUUGUUUGGAGGCGUUGCCACAGUUCACCGACCUGCCUUUCGAGCACAAUCAAGACGAGCAUCCCCUUUACCCUCAGCCCCAUCCAGAACGACAACUUGCUAAGGAAUUUCAAGCUCAGGGAGACAAGCUUGCUCUGCUGAAUGAAUGCAGAUUUCCAGGAUGCUGUGGUUGGAGUUCUUCCAGUGCUGAUUCGACUGUCGGAAGUGUUAUAUAUACUCAGCAUCUUGAAUUACAAUGUGAUGGGAAGUACCGGGAAGCACUGGGUAAAUGGGAAUCUGCUCUUACUUUGACCCCUGAUCUUUCAGUUUUGCAUGAACAAAAGGCGCAAGUAUUACUGGAAAUUGGAGAUGCUUGGAAUGCAUUGAAGGCUGCCACACGAGCUACAGAACUGGAGCCAUCGUGGGCUGAGGCUUGGCUCACACUUGGCAGAGCACAGCUGAACUUCGGUGAGCCAGAUAAUGCUAUUGAAAGCUUCGACUCAGCUUUAGCUCUCAAGCCUGAUUUUGAGGAAGCACAGGAUGAUAGAAAAACUGCGUUGCAUCUCGUGAAAAAGAGAAAGCAACUUCACUCUAGUGACACCAGUACUCGUUAUGUGGUAGGCAAUAAGGGUGAAAGCUCAUGAAGCUUUAUGCAACAGGGAAGAAAAUUAAUUAUCCAAAUAUUCCAUUUGUUGCGUAUCCAAUUGUGAUUUGUGAACAACUUCACAUAAACUUAGUGGGUUACUAGUUAAAUCAGUGGGUCCUUGGUCCA